AUGCUGAAAUUGCUCGACAUCUCUCAUAACCGGCUACGGCACUUACCAAGCCUGGAUGCGCUGAGCCGUCUUGUGGCACUGGACGUCAGCGGGAACCAGUUGGAUCAGCUUCCUCCUUUGCAAGAGCUUCGCCACCUCAAGCUCCUCUGCGUGCUCGACAAUCGUCUUCAAACAUUGUCAGGCAUAAGUGGCUUGACGGGGCUGGAACAGCUGGGCUGCAAAGGGAACCCUCUGCGGGAGCCUCCAAGGAGGGGUCCUGCACAGUGUGACUGCUGUGAGCGCAACACUUCUGCGGUGUGGUGCGGCUCGAUGUCGAUGCCAAGAGCCCAGAGCUAG
This is a messenger RNA of Symbiodinium pilosum, 336 nucleotides long. The record is from the annotation of a GenBank genome assembly. Lineage: Eukaryota; Dinophyceae; Suessiales; Symbiodiniaceae.